Molecule: messenger RNA, 1341 nt
Organism: Anopheles darlingi
Lineage: Eukaryota; Metazoa; Arthropoda; Insecta; Diptera; Culicidae
Gene: ppk17
Exons: 5
Coding region: 1-1341 (446 amino acids)
Biological process (GO): sodium ion transmembrane transport
Cellular component (GO): membrane
Molecular function (GO): ligand-gated sodium channel activity
Source: RefSeq, a predicted model, not a curated record
AUGGUUAGUAUAGCGAAAGUGAGGCACAAACUAUGGGAUAUACUGUACAGGUUGUGCCAGGAACCAAAGCGUUUGGUUCGUGCGAUAGUGUUGUUCAUUUGUAGCAUUGUCGUGAUGUAUCAGCUAACGGAUUGCUUCAAAAAGCUUUUCAAUCCGCCAAUUUCAACUCACUCGCGGUUUGAUCUCAACGAUACGAUGCUUUACCCGUCGAUCACCUUUUGCCGCGAACCUGCCUAUAAAGCAGAUGUCAUGGCAAAGUACAAUCUGGCUAUCCAUCCCAAGUACAGCAGUGCGUUCGAUCGCUUCCCUUUCAACGAGACUUCCCUCGGCCAGCUGUUCAGUGAGGCCACCUACAAUCACAGCGAGUUUUUCGUUCAACAUGGCCUUAACGGUGACAUCAAGAAUAUACAAGUGGAGGAAAGCCUGCAUCUUGAUAUGGGUCGGUGCUAUACGAUGAAUCCACUUGUUACUACGAAGCACUCCUGGAAGGAAGCGGGCUAUUCGAUCAUGCUGCGCCACGAUGCCAACGUAACACAGGUUAACGUCGGUGAUACGCCACCGGGUUGGCAUGUAUUUAUACACGAGCAAAAGGAAGGGUUCGCCGAGAACCGCAUGCAAUCCUCCGGUCGUGUCGAAUAUCUCUUUCUGGAAGUAAACGAAGAGUUGGAAAUUCGUCUUUCGACCCAGCAUUUCUUCAUGUUGGCCAGCUAUGAAAACGAAUGUCUUGAGUUUUCUACCGUGAGCUCCACCAAGUGCGGAGAGCUUUGUCAUUGGCGUACCGUGGUGGGCGCCGUUGGAUGUUCCGGCCCAUGGAUGCCAGAGGUAGAUGUUUCGUAUUGUGACGAUGCGAACAGAACAAAGCAGCUCAUCAAACUCUAUCGUCAGCUGGAGGACCUGGAUGGUGGACAGUGCGGAUGUUAUCAACCUUGUACAACAACGAUCUUCACGGCAUCGGUCAUGAAUCGCAAACGAUUCCAGAUCAAUAUACCUGCAGCACAGAUCUGGGUUUACUACACCUCUAAGAUGGUGUCGAUUGUGGAAGAGUUCCAUGGUUACGAUUUCAAUCAAUUCGUCUCGGAUUUGGGAGGUUCGCUGGGGUUUCUGCUAGGAUUAUCGGUGCUCGGUCUCAUUGGUUUACUGGAGAAAAUCGUGGAGCUGGUCUUCAUCCGCCGGCUAAUAGCGGAGAAAAACAAAAAACAAAUCUCCGAGGACGUAGCCAGCAAGGACCAGAUUGCUGCAAAUAAUGAGGAAACCACGAAAUCAUACAUCAAUUCCAAUGUGACCAAAUGCCAAACAAAGGGAGGGCCAAGUCACGUAGAAGUCACCCCAGUUAAACAAUAA